This is a messenger RNA of Metopolophium dirhodum (rose-grain aphid), 3986 nucleotides long. RefSeq names its product MATH and LRR domain-containing protein PFE0570w-like. Lineage: Eukaryota; Metazoa; Arthropoda; Insecta; Hemiptera; Aphididae. The transcript is spliced from 7 exons. The coding region runs from base 129 to 3971 and encodes 1280 amino acids. The record is from RefSeq and is a predicted model, not a curated record.
UCUGUAAUACUUAUGAUAAUGGUAGUUCAUUGCAUGAAUUUAAAAGUGUAAAUAUUUUUCAGAAAUGUAAAAAAGAUAAACAAAUAUCAAAAACGGAUAAAAAGGUUAAUUUUGUAGAAUUAACAAAAAUGAAUACUAGUAAUAAUGUACAUAAUGAAAGUUUUAAAAACAAAACUCCUAAAAAGAAAAUGUAUGAUGGAAGUUCAAUAGAGUUAAAUACUUAUACGGAAGAAAACACUUGUGAAAAAGAUAUUGAAAAAAAUAUUACUGAUUCUUAUUCAAGGAAGAAUGUAAACCAAAAAGGAAAGUCUGAAAUAAAUACCUUAGCCAAUAUUUCAUUAGGAAAUAAUUGUAGCAUGGACAAUGAGAAUGUUCUAACAAAAAAACCGAAAAAGAAGAGAAAUCAUAAUAAAAGUUUAAAUUUAAUACAUGCAAAUACCAAUCAUGAUACUGAAAUAUUUAACAGAAUGUGUGUAGAAGUUAAUGAACAAACUGUUAAUGAUUCUGAUUACAGGGAAAAUGUAAACCAAAUAGUAAAGUCUGAAUUAAACGCUUUGUCAGAUAUUACAUUGGAAAAUAAAUGUAGCAUGGAUAAUGAUAAUGUUGCAACUAAGAAACCUAAAAAGAAGAAAAAACAUAAAACAAGUUUAAGUUCAAUAGAAAUAAAUACCUAUAAUGAUGCAGAUUACAGAAUAUAUAAAAAAGAUAAUAAACAUAAUAUUAAUGAUCCUGAAUCCGCGGAAAAUAUAACCAAAAUAAAAAUGUCUGAAAUAAAUGCUUUAACAAAUAAGAAACCUAAAAAGAAGAAAAAGCACAACAAAAGUUUAAAUACCACCACUGAAGCAGCAAUCAAAUCAUUUGAUAGAACUUUUGUAGAAGUUAAUGAACAAAAUAUUAUUGAUUCUUAUUCCAGGAAGAAUGUAAGCCGGAAAAGAAAGUCUGAAAUAAAUGCUUUAGCCGAUAUUUCAUUGGGUGAUAGUUGUAGCAUUGAUUAUGAGAAUGUUCCAAUUAAAAAAACAAAAAAGAAGAAAAAUCAUGAUGAAAGUUUAUCAACAGAAUUCAACACCAAUCAUGAUACAAAAAUCCAAAUAAUUGAAAGAACUUAUGAGGUAGUUAAUGAUCAAAAUAUUAAUAAUUUUGAUUUCAGAGAAAAUGUAAACCGAACAAUAAAGUCGGAAUUAAAUACAUCAUCAGAGAUUUCAUCGGAAAAUAAAUGUAGCAUGGAUUAUGAUAAUGUUGCAAUUAAGAAACCUAAAAAAAAGAAAAACCAUGUUAAAAGUUUAAACUCAAUAGAAAUAAAUACCUAUAAUGAUGCAGUUAAUGAUUCCGAUAACACAAAAAAUAUAAGCCAAAAAAGAAUGUCUGAAAUAAAUGCUUUACCAACUAAAACACUUAAAAAGAAGAAAAAUGUAAAUUUAAUAGAAUUCAACACAAAUCAUGAUACAGAAGUUCAAAUUUUUGAAAGAACAUAUGAUGAAAUUAAUGAUUCGUAUUACAGAGAAAGUGUAAACCAAAUAACAAAGCCUGAAUUAAACACAUCGUCAGAUAUUUUGUCGGAAAAUAAAUUGAGCAUUGAUGAUGAUAAUGUUGCAACUAAGAAACCUAAGAAAAAGAAAAAGCAUAAUAAAAGUUUAAACUCAAUAGAAUUAAAUACCAAUAAUGAUGCACAUUUCAGAACAUUUGAAAAAAAUAAUGAUCAUAUUAUUAAUGAUUCUGAUUCCACUGAAAAUAUAAGCCAAAAGAGAAUGUCUGAAAUGAAUGCUUUGGCAGAUAUUUCAUUGGGAAAUGAUUUUAGCAAUGAUAAUGAAAGGGUUCCAACUAAAAUGCCUAAAAAGAAGAAAAUUCAUAAUAAAAGUUUAAACUCAAUAGAAUUAAAUACCAAUAACGAUGCACAUUUUAGAACAUUUGAAAAAAAUAAUGAUCAUAUUAUUGAUGAUUCUGAUUCCACUGAAAAUAUAAGCCAAAAGAGAAUGUCUGAAAUGAAUGCUUUGGCAGAUAUUUCAUUGGAAAAUGAUAGUGAAAGUGUUCCAACUAAAAUUCCUAAAAAGAAGAAAAAUCAUAAUAAAAGUUUAAACUCAAUAGAAUUAAAUACCAAUAAUGAUUCCGAUUCCACCACACAUACAAGCCAAAAAAGAAUGUCUGAAAUGAAUGCUUUGGCAGAUAUUUCAUUGGGAAACGGUUUUAGCAAUGAUAAUGAAAGUGUUCCAACUAAAAUUUCUAAAAAGAAGAAAAAUCAUAACAAAAGUUUAAACUCAAUAGAAUUAAAUACCAUUACCAUUAAUGAUGCACAUUUCAGAACAUUUGAAAAAAAUAACAAUCAUAAUAUUAAUGAUUCUGAUUCCACCGAAAAAAGAAUGUCUGAAAUAAAUGCUUUGCCAGAUAUUUCAUUGAGAAAUGAUUUUAAUAAUGAUAAUGAGAAUGUUCCAACUAAAAAACCGAAAAAGAAGAAAAUUCAUAAUGAACCAAAUAUGAAUAACUCUGAUACCAAGGCAUUAGCAUCUGCUUCACUGGAAAUUAAUUAUAGCUUAGAUAAUGAACAUCUUGUAACUAAGGAAUCUGAAAAGAUGAAAAAGCACGACAAAAUAACUAACAAUCUUAGUAUGCCUAUGAUCUCCCAAAGCCAGAGUAGACUAAAGACUCUGCUAAAUUCCAUGGAAUUAUAUCAUUCUGAGGAAUCGUCAACUAAUAGUACCAACUUAAAUUUGAAACGUUUUAAUUUAAUGAAGUAUCUAACAAAUAAAGAUCCUUCACUAAAAAAUCAUCCUAAUUUCAAACAAAUAAAUGAACAUUUGUCUAAAAAAAUCAAAUUAACCAUAAAUAAAAAAUGUGAAUUAAAAGCAUCAGAUAUUUUAUUACUAAAAACAAUUGGAAAAAUUAUUUUGAAAAAAAUUGUUGAAAAAAUUGAUUCAGCACAGGAUAUAAAAGAUUUAGUUAUUAAAUUACCACCUGAAUGUAUGGAAAAUAAAAUUCAUUUUAUUGAGACUACUUUAAGUAGAUUACCAAAUAAAAGCAAAAUGGAUAUCAUAAAGAAGCACAAUCCUCUGAUCAAACUAAGAGUAUUUAAUAAAGAUGAAGAUAAUAUCAUUCGAGAAUAUUGGUCAAGAUUUCAAAAGGAAUACAAUAUUUCAAAUAUUCUACCAUUCUUAUCUAAUGGUUUGGAAAUAGCUUUGAGUCCUACAGAAAGAUUACAAUUUAUUCGUUAUAUAUCUGCUGGACUUCCUAACCGAUUGUUAUAUUCUGUUUUUAAUAGAUUCAAUAUUCUGUUUAAUGAAUACCAAGACAAAACAGGUUUUAGUGAAGAAGAAGACCAAUUAAUUAUAAAAGUAGACAAAUGUGAUGCAAUAAAAAACAAAUUUUCUGUAUUAAGUUUAAUUCUAAAUCGAACUAGAUUACAGCUUUACAGAAGACAUGAAGUUUUAAAAAAUCAACAUAAAGAAUGUGAAAAAUUUAUGUGGGAUGAUAAAAAGCGGCAAGAACUAUUAACAAAUAUUCUAUUAGAAACAAAUACAGAACAUUGGACACAUUUGAAAGAUAUGAUAAUAACAAAGGAUAUAUUGAUUAAAAUUGCAAAAAACCUUGGCAAAAAUAUUACUUAUAAUAAAGUUAGAUAUCAAUGGAACUAUUUAUAUACCAUGUUAUUUUGUGAAAAACCUAUUUUAACGUCCACGUUCAACUUAACUGUGUUGGAAUUAUUAGAACAGAUAAAUCCUAAGCAUUGGUCGGAUUUGAAUUGGAUAGAAAUAACCAAUAAAUUGUAUCCAGGUGCUAAAAGUAAAGUUAUUUGUAGUUUUUUCCAUAGUUGGAUUGAUAAGAAAGUCCCAUCAGACAUAAAAAAAAACGUUAGAGAUACUAUACAUUAUUUAAAUCGCCAUGAAGUGGAUAAAUUACAAAAAAGAAUUGAUAAACAUGGCGAAAGAGAAUAUCCUAGGCUUACAGUCAAUGAUUAUGAUUUAUUAGUUAAUAAUCAAUAAAAAUGAUUAAUUGAU